Molecule: messenger RNA, 1842 nt
Organism: Penicillium hordei
Lineage: Eukaryota; Fungi; Ascomycota; Eurotiomycetes; Eurotiales; Aspergillaceae
Product: putative amino acid transporter
Exons: 2
Coding region: 1-1842 (613 amino acids)
Biological process (GO): amino acid transmembrane transport
Cellular component (GO): membrane
Molecular function (GO): L-amino acid transmembrane transporter activity
Source: RefSeq, a predicted model, not a curated record
AUGUCGAAUACAUAUCAAGGCAACAAGAAUGGCAGCCUCGCCGCGCCUCGAGAUUCACUUGAACUCGCCUCCCUCGCAUCCUCAUCCCCCGGCUCCGUAGGCGGGUCCUCACGCUCCUCUUCCCCCGACGGCAUCUCCUCAUCCCGCAAGCUCUCUCUCGAGGACGAAGACCCUCUCGCAGAAUCACAUAUAGAUGCCGAGCUAGGAACAGGCCGCCACAGAGCUCAAAGCUCAUAUUCCAUAUCCUCGGCUUUCGAUUUCGGGGGCACUCUAUUCCCGCUGUCGCAAACACAAGGUGGCUACGCGCCCCUAGGUACUCCGUCCGCGGACAGACCAGCAUUCACAGAUGGAUCGCUGGAGCGGAAUAAGACAUUGACAUACCUGAAUGGACUGUCACUAAUUGUCGGGCUGAUUAUUGGAUCUGGUAUCUUCUCGUCGCCGAGUCAGGUCAAUGCCAACGCGGGGUCGCCGGGCGCCUCGCUCAUCGUUUGGGCCGUGGCUGGUCUAUUGGCUUGGACGGGGGCCGCGAGCUAUGCAGAGCUGGGAGGGGCAAUUCCAUUGAAUGGGGGCUCACAGAUAUAUCUGUCCAAGAUUUUUGGAGAGCUGACGGGCUUCCUUUUUGCAUGGUGCGCCGUGUUAGUACUGAAACCUGGCUCUGCAGCAAUUAUCUCUCUCAUUUUUGGCGAGUAUGUCGUUCGCGCAUUUGUGGGCGCCGAUGUGGGCGACGUCAAUCCUUGGAUCAAUAAGGGUGUUGCAUUUGGAGGACUUGUGGCAGUGACUCUGCUCAACUGCAUCUCCACCAAGUUCGCCACACGCAUUGGUGAUUUCUUCAUGUUCUUCAAGUUCGUUGCUCUGCUGGGUGUCACCGUCAUCGGUAUUAUAGUCGCCGUGACUGGCUUCUCGGCUGGAGGAAACGCAAACGAAGAAUGGAAGACAACAGGGUGGUUCGAGGGAACCAACACCGAGAUCUCUGAUUUUGCAGUGGCCCUGUAUGCAGGUCUCUGGGCAUUUGACGGCUGGGACAAUACCAACUACGUGACAGGCGAAUUCAAGAACCCAAACCGCGAUCUACCACGAGUUAUCCACACCGCGAUGCCACUGGUCAUCCUAUCCUACCUUCUCGCCAAUGUCUCAUAUUUCCUCGUUCUCCCUCACUCAACCAUUGAGGCAAGCAACACCGUCGCCGUACAAUUUGGCGGAAAAGUAUUCGGCGCCGCUGGAGCCCUGAUUCUAGCUCUCGUCGUCUCAGCCAGCUGCUUCGGAGCCCUCAACGCAACCACCUUCACAAGCGGCCGACUAGUCUAUGCAGCCGGAAAGGAAGGCUAUCUCCCCUCGAUAUUUGGCCGCAUCGGUCUCCACGCCUCCCCCUCGCAAGCCCCUCCAACAAGCAGCCGACUACGUCGCCGCUCCUGGGCCCGCAAGUCCCUCUCCCGUCUCUUCGGCGAUGACUCCAGACUCGGCUUCACGCCAAUCUAUGCUAUGGCCUUCAACAGCGCUUUGACUGCCAUCUACAUCGUCGUCGGCGAAUUUGGCACCCUUGUCACUUUCUACGGUGUAGCCGGAUACACCUUCUACUUCCUCACCGUUCUCGGCCUGAUCGUCCUCCGUAUCCGUGAACCCCAGCUGGAACGUCCCUACCGCACUUGGAUCAGCACACCCAUCAUCUUCUGCUGCGUGAGCCUAUUUCUCCUCAGCCGGGCUAUCAUCUCCGAGCCCCUGCAAACCCUCAUCGUCGUCGCGUUCAUCAUCACCGGCGUACCUGUCUACUACUGGCGUAUCUACCAGCGAGAUGGUCGGAUCGAUCUUCCCAGCUGGAAAUUCUGGAAGCGAGGUUCUCGAUAG